ACCUACAAGAAAGACUCUUUCUUCUCUCAUUGCUCUCUCUCUUUUUUUAUUACCACCACCUAUAUUUAUAUACAUACAAAGAUAGAGAUAGUGAAAGGUGCAGAAACAACAACAGAGAGUUUCAAAUACGUUUUAAGAUGAAGAUGAUGAUGUAAAGAGCUUUUUGAAUCACUAAAAUGGCUGUCCAAGCUCAACACCAUUCCUCUAAUCUCAUCUUCCUUAACAAAAGAAACGGGAAAGACAAGGAACAAGAUUUUUCGUUGCAGUCACAGACUCUUGAUCAAACCAAUAUGUUAUUCAACAAUGGAGGUUGUAAUCAGAGGAAGAGAGGAAGAGAAAUGAACAAUCAUCAAGUGUUGUUGUCACCUCAUCAUCAUCAGUUCCCACAAGUUUUAGACUUAUCUUUAUUACAACACAACUAUGAUCAUCAGCCGUUGGAUAUGGUUCAGACAGGACUACGGUUGUCUUCCGGCGACGAUCAGACACAAAAGAUUAGUACUCAGCGUCAGAAUCUUGUCUCCGGUUCGUUUGAAGAUGUUUUUUCGUCACAUAUCAAUAGGCAAAGCGAAGAGCUUGAUGGGUUGCUUCGUGUCCAGGCGGAGGAGCUACGGCGUACAUUAGUGGAGAGGAGGAACAAGCACUAUAAAGCGCUGAUCGGUGCUGUGGAGGAGCCGUUAGUACGUAAGCUGAGAGAGAAAGAGGCAGAGAUAGAGAGAGCCACGCGCCGUCACGAUGAGCUGGUGGCGCGUGAAUCGCAGCUGAGAAAUGAUGCUCAAGCUUGGCAAGGCAUAGCCAAAUCGCAGGAAGCCACCGCCGCGUCGCUGCAGGCUCAGCUUCACCAAGCCGUUAACAAAUGCGGUGGUCUAUCGGCGCAAGAUAGCAGAGCGGCGGAGGAAGGACUAUUAUGCGCAGGAGCGGGAAUCAGCGGAUUGGAGGACGCCGAGUCGGCGUACAUUGAUCCGGAGAGGAUGACAAGGCCGAGCUGCAAAGCUUGCCGGAAAAGAGAAGCGACGGUGGUGAUGUUGCCGUGUCGACAUCUAAGCAUCUGCCCGGGAUGUGACCGGACAGCACUUGCCUGCCCGUUGUGUCUGACGUUGCGAAAUUCAAGUGUUGAAGCGAUCCUUUGCUAAAUUGGCCUUAAUUUAGGCCAAUUAGGUUGUGUCAUGGUACAUGCAACGUUUUUGGAAAAACAACAAAUGCAAAACCAAAUUGGUAACAUGAAUAUACAUUUUGAUAUGAAACGUUGUACAUAACUACAUAUUGUAUGGUAAGCUAAACUUCAUGGGUUA
Capsella rubella is the source of this 1289-nucleotide messenger RNA. Its product is annotated as probable BOI-related E3 ubiquitin-protein ligase 2. NCBI's taxonomy places the organism in Eukaryota, Viridiplantae, Streptophyta, Magnoliopsida, Brassicales, Brassicaceae. Gene Ontology annotation, molecular function: ubiquitin-protein transferase activity. Bases 177 to 1130 code for a protein of 317 amino acids. The transcript has 4 exons. The record is from RefSeq and is a predicted model, not a curated record.